GUUGGGGAUGUGAUCUCGUGCCCUUGAUUCCGUCCGACAAACUCUCAUUUCUACCAUUGUUUUGAUCCUUCGUCUUUCUGACGGACACUUUUCUGUUGAUGCGCCUGUCCAAAAGGAAGCUGGAAUCGUCUCGCGCUGCUUUCGUUCGCUACCGACCCUGAUGGACGAUUGCAAUGGGGGAAAGAGCAAUGCAGUUUUCCUCGACGUCGCGGACAUUGACGAUGCGACGAACUUGCUCAAUGACACAGGAGUCUUGAAUGAGGCUGACCGACAGAUCUAUGACGAAAGCUCGCCCUUGCUUGGUGACGAGUCGGCGGACAGAAGACGUGCUUUACGAGCGAGUCCGUUAGAGAGCUUACCUUGGCGCAAGCGACCAUCUGUGUAUUGGCUUCUUGCGCCUUUCGCAAUCUCGGCCCUCGCCUUCGGUGGCGUGCUAGUCCCUCGCGUCAACUUAGUUUUGUCGCUCAUCUGCCAGGAUUAUCUAACCAAAUAUCCUGCCGUCGACGAGCUCGAUCUCGACGCGAGCUUGGUCUCACCGGGUCAGCCCAAUGAGCGGUGUCGAGUCGCAGCGAUCCAGUCUCAAACUGCCACCUUUAAGCUCAUCAUGAGCGCCAUUAGUGGAACAUUGACAGCCAUUAUUGCACCCAGACUAGGAUCUCUUUCAGAUCGUUACGGACGUACGCCAGUCCUCGCAUUCAUCAAUUGUGGCAUGAUACUCAACGAACUCAUUACGAUUCUUGCCGCUAGCUUCCCUCGUGUGGUAUCUGUGAACUGGAUAUUGUUGGGUUCAGCCUUCGAUGGAGCGACAGGAUCUUUCAUCACAGCGAUGGCCAUAUCGCAAUCAUACUUUUCAGAUUGCACUUCUUCUGAAAGACGUACUAUGGUCUUCGGCUGGCUCCAUGGCUGUCUAUUUCUUGGCAUAGCCAUAGGUCCCAUCAUCGCUGGCUACGUGAUCAAGCUGACCGGCAACACGACGAUCAUGUUCUUCAUGUCUGCUGGCUGUUAUACAGUCUUCAUGUUGUUGUCAUUGCUCGUGAUUCCAGAGUCUGUCCCGAAGCAGCGUCAGCUCGCCGCUCGGGAACAGUACGCCCAGAAAGGGGCUCAGAGAGCCACAAGAUCGUGGCUGAGUGCCUAUUCUCCUUACCGACUUUUCGAACCAUUACAUGUGUUUUAUUAUUCGGAUGCUCCUAGACUGGUUCGGAGAAAUCUGAUUCUACUCGCAGUCCUAGACACGGUAGUAUUUGGUAUUGGUCUGGGCGCGGCAGGAAUUAUUCUUCUUUAUUCGAAUUACAUGUUCGGCUGGGAUGCAUGGCAUCAAGCUCAGUUCACCUCCAUUGUCAACAGCUGUAGGGUUACCUGCCUAUUGGUCGUAAUACCUGCCGUUACGACCAUCUUCCGCUCGCGGCAAAAGCUGUGCGACCAUUGUACAACAGCGCCUAAUAGCCGACCUCAUGACGAAAUGUCGCCGGAAGGUACCGACUCUAUCCAGGUGAACAUCAUUCGAUCUGCGAUUUUGGCAGACACUCUUGGCUUCUUGGGCUAUGCUUCGAGUCCAACGUCCUUGCCAUUCAUCCUUUCGGGAGCGGUCACCAGUGUUGGCGGUAUAGCUUCUCCUAGUUUGCAAGCGGCUCUGACCCAACAUGUUCCGAAAGAAAGAGUGGGUCAGUUACUCGGGGCCCUUGGUCUGUUGCAUGCUCUCGCGCGAAUUUUUGGACCUGUCAUUUUGACGGGGAUAUAUGCGCAAACCGUUGGAUGGGUACCGCAAACAUAUUUUGUAGUUUUAACGACCAUGUAUGGUUUGGCUUACAUAUUUAGUUGGUGGAUAAAACCUACUGUUCGGCGUUAGUUUUGGCAUGUCCAGGCCGUAAGAUGCCAAGAAACAAUAUAGCAACAAACUACGAC
This is a messenger RNA of Verruconis gallopava, 1902 nucleotides long. RefSeq lists its product as uncharacterized. The transcript has 2 exons. NCBI's taxonomy places the organism in Eukaryota, Fungi, Ascomycota, Dothideomycetes, Venturiales, Sympoventuriaceae. Gene Ontology annotation, cellular component: membrane. The record is from RefSeq and is a predicted model, not a curated record. Gene Ontology annotation, molecular function: transmembrane transporter activity. The coding region runs from base 161 to 1846 and encodes 561 amino acids. Gene Ontology annotation, biological process: transmembrane transport.